Molecule: messenger RNA, 684 nt
Organism: Ricinus communis (castor bean)
Lineage: Eukaryota; Viridiplantae; Streptophyta; Magnoliopsida; Malpighiales; Euphorbiaceae
Product: protein CASPARIAN STRIP INTEGRITY FACTOR 2-like
Exons: 3
Coding region: 89-364 (91 amino acids)
Source: RefSeq, a predicted model, not a curated record
UAUAUAGAUUGAGAGCUUCACUUAGGGUUAUCCCCUUGAAAGAGAGAAGAAGAAAAGAAAAGGAUACAAAGCUGGUAAUAGUAACAUAAUGGGUCUUAUGCUUCUAAUCAAGAAGUUCAGUCUUCUUUUCCUCCUUAUUUCAGUACCAUUCUUUUCAACUUCUUUUGCAGGUCGAUCCAAGUUUGUUGAUAAGUUGGCUGACCCAGCAGAUGCAAAUUAUGAGGAAUUAUCAAGCAAUCCUUCUCACAAUGAUGAAGCAACAAUCAUUCAAGAAAGGCUUCUAAGAGCUAACACAAAAGACUAUGGACACUAUGAUCCUGCACCAGCUCUUGUUAGGCCUCCUUUCAAGCUCAUACCAAACUGAAAAAAAGGUGUUACCCAUGAAAGCUCUCUAAGAGUCCAAGCAGCAGUAUAUAUAUAUAUAUAUAUACAUACGAACAUAUAAAUAAAUAAUGAUGAAAGUUUUCUGCCAUAUAUAUAUGUAAUAUAAUAUUAGUCUGUGCUAGCUAGCUAGCAUAUAUAAAUAUAUAUGUUUAUACCAAGUUUUGAACCCUAAAGAUGAUGUUAGAGAAGAGACAUAUGUGGAUGAUAUUUAAGUUUGUUUCAUGAAGUGGGUUAUGUCCUGAUAUAUGUACCUAUGCAUGCAAAAUCAAAUAAAAGAAAAAAGUCUGUUUCUUUUUUUUU